This is a messenger RNA of Candidula unifasciata, 264 nucleotides long. NCBI's taxonomy places the organism in Eukaryota, Metazoa, Mollusca, Gastropoda, Stylommatophora, Geomitridae. The record is from the annotation of a GenBank genome assembly.
AUGGAUGAAGUUUUAGCCCCCUUUUUCCACUCUAGGCAGAUUGGAGGAUUUGUUGCUGGCAUUUCGGUAUCGGCUGACAACAUAUUUAAAAAAGGAAUGAGUGCAGUGACCGUGUCUGGCCGUGUCAGACCUGCUCUCAAGAAAUUUGAACCUGUAAAGAAGAGACCAUUGGAGGCUGAUCUGAUUGAAGUUGUUGGCAAGAAAACAAAGCCACUCUGGCAUAUCGUUGCUAUGGAACCGGUUGUUGACCCUUUGCUCAGGUAU